GGGGGGGCUGGGCUGGGAGCUCCCAGGGUAUUGCAAUUCCUCUUUGCAAGGGAGAAUUGCAUUUGCUUCAGUUGGUUUUGCAAAGGGGUGCAUUUUGAGUUUGCUGUGCAACAGUUGAUUGGGGGUCGACUCUGACUUGAAAACCGCCCCGUGGGAAACACCCGAAGGACAAAAUGGCAGAGAAAGUCAACAACUUCCCUCCGCUCCCCAAAUUCAUCCCGCUGAAACCGUGCUUCUACCAGAACUUUGCCGACGAGAUUCCCAUUGAUCAUCAGACGCUGGUCAGACGGAUCUAUCACUUAUGGAUCUUCUAUUGCAUCACCUUGGGCGUCAAUCUCAUCGCCUGCCUGGCCUGGUGGAUCGCCGGCGGUUCCGGGGCCAACUUCGGCUUGGCGCUCCUCUGGCUCCUUGCUUUCAGUCCCUGCGGUUACGUCUGCUGGUUCCGGCCGGUCUACAAAGCCUUUAGGUCGGACAGCUCUUUUAACUUCAUGGCUUUCUUCUUCGUCUUCGGAGCCCAGUUCGUCCUGACCGUCAUUCAAGCCGUCGGCAUCGGCGGCUGGGGAGCGUGCGGUUGGCUUGCAGCCGUGACGUUCUUCGGCACGAGCGUCGGCGCGGCCGUGAUCAUGCUCAUCCCAGCGAUCAUGUUCACGUUUUCGGCACUGGUGAUGCUGGUUUGCCUUCUGCGGGUCCACCGGCUUUACCGCGGCGGCGGCGGAAGCUUCCAGAAAGCUCAGGACGAGUGGCAGACUGGGUCGUGGCGGGACCCCCCGAGCCGGGAAGCCCAGUUCAGCAACUUCUCUGGGAACAGCCUCCCCGAAUACCCAACCGUCCCCAACUACCCUCCCGGAGGCCGGUGGCCGUGAGUUCGAAACCAGCUCCCGUCAGACUUGCGCCCGGAUCGUUUGUUUUUUCGGAUCGCUGUGCAAAUUUUUAUUUUUACAUCUUGCAGUUUUUGCGGAUUUUAAAAAUCAUUCCGGGUGGAAGAAUAACAUGCAAGACGUUCGUCUUUUCCCUGUUGUUGUUUUUUCAUCUCUCUCAAUUUGUUUCAAAUAAUCUCAAUGUUCUCCUUGCCUUUUGGCGACCACAGAAGAAUUUGGAGGACCUUGCUUGUUUGGAACUGCAGGAAGUGUGGCUCUUGCCAACAUUUGACUAGUUUGCCUUGAGGGAUGCGGGCUGCCAUUUCUAUUCCUCUAUUCUCCCUGUGUCCAUCCUCACUUUUUUGCCAAUGGAUGAAUGACACAGGCCUAGGGGGAAAAGUCACAUCCUUAAACCUUCCUAAAAUCUGCCUUCGCGGUCAACCUUUUUGCCUAAGAGAGCAGCGGAUCACCGCCACGUUCUUCGCCUGCGGGCUUUUUUGCAUUUUCGGGAGCCUCCGCUCUUGCAAGUAGUUGUGAGAGGAGGAGAAAGAAACCUUUGAUUAUUAUGAUUUUAUUUUAUUUGUUAUGUGCCCAAGAACAGCAUUGCCCGUUCUCGAUCUCUGCCAUUCCUUUCUGGCCGCAGCGGUGAGUGACAACUCAAGAUACGUUGUGGGGGAAGCGCUAAAAUUGGAGGAAGUCCCCGCAGGCGGAAAACCAGAACAUCUCCUCUCUCUCUCUCUGCUCAAUUUCUACAUGCAGGGAUUUGUUUCGGGGCGACCGGGGGAAACGCUGAAAAGUUAACUCCAGGGGGAAAAGAGGGUGCUUUUCUUGGAAGUCUUGAUCGGUUGAGGACUUUGGGGGCUGCGUAUGUUUUUUCGAUGCUUACCUGCUACUCAUUCCCGUCCCAAACGCCAACUUACCUGAGCUAGACGAGGAAGACUUUGCGUUCGGCCUGGGAACCCCAAAACAGUAGUGGGCUCCUCGGUUUUGACGGAUCGCAUCCCGGCAGGUUUCAACCCAGCAAAGCUUUGCCUCCUGAGUUUCCGCUUCGGCACUGAAUCGGGCCCGUGGCCGCCAGCCGCGACCCCCAGCCACCCACACAAUAACCAGGAAGCAGUGGGGUGAACUGGGCCUGCCCCACAAAUCCUGAACAGCACUUAACCUUCUUCCACCCAAAUAUCACAGCAGCCUUGAUCCCCACAGGACUGGGUGACGGCGCCUAUAGGGUGGGGGCCUUCUCCUGGCUUUACCCCCUCUUGGAAACCCACCCGGAUUUUGGCCUCGACUCCCAGCAUAACCAAGAUAGAACUGGACCCCUCGGUCGAACAUUUCAUUUUGGAACCAGCAGGCGCUGUAUGUCACCCCAGAAUUCCGCUUUCCGUUAUUCCCCCGUCCAUUAAAAAUGCCAUGGGACCACUUCAAAUGGCUUUCCCCAUCCGCCCCCGCCAAAGAAUCCUGGGAGUUAUAGUUUGCGGAGGGCGCCAGGGGUUGCUUGCAGGCGCCUUGCGUUCCCUUUGUGGAGCUACAGUUUGCCAGUCAGCGCCUCUUGGAGGGGGAUUCCGGGAACGGGGGGAUACAGGCGCCUCCGAACCGCUCCCGGCGCCCUUCGCGAACUAUAACUCCCAGGAUUACUUUCGGGGAAGCCACAAACUGUUUAUGAAGUGGCAUCGUCGUGCUUUAAAUGUGUGGCGCGGGCAUGCUGUUUUUAUUUUUUUGCAAACAACUGCAUUGUGUGUUUUUUUGGGGGGGCGGCUCAUUUUCGCCUCCCCACGCCUUGCCAGAAUCAAAACGCGCCCGUUUGUUUCCUUGUCUCGCCUUAGCUAUUCUGCCCCCCCUUUGAGGAGCGGAAUUCGAAUGCAUUAACCAGGAACUUUCCUGGGGGGUACGUGGGUUUCUCAAAACACCCAGAGCGAUUGGGGGGGCGCGGCUGGGUGGAAACUACGAAUGUGAAAACUUUUUUUACGGAACGGAGCCAGGAAUUGGGGCAGGGCUAAAAAGCAGGGGGGUCUUUUAGGCCCCCUAAACGCUCAAAGCGGUAUCGUGCCCCCUUUAAGCCGCCCUGACUUCUCCCAAAAAUCCCGGGAACUGUAGUUUCCCCCGGGGGCGCCCAGUGUGCUUAGGAGACCCCGAUUCCCUCCAGUCCCCAGUGAAUUCCCUAGGCAAGAUAAUUAAACCGCUCUGCGAGUGGAAUAGGACUUCCCUAACAACAACAUCCUGGGGAGAACUAUAGUUCCCAAGAGGCCUUGGUUUCGGGGGGACUGCUUAGACCACUUCAAAACUGCCUUAAAGUUCCAGUACAGACUUUAGCUCUUGGGUCAGCGGUCUUUUAACGACAUGUGCCUUACCGGAGAUUGCAAAAAAAAAUCCCGCCCGCCCCGUCGUAACUUGAUUUUUGCUCUUAUUUUCCUCGCUACGGGGUGUGUGGUUUUGUUUACACUUGAAGGGGCGUUCCUCCCCUUCUUACUCGAAAGGACCAACGUCUUGUAAAUACUCUCUGAACUUCUCCCCUCUCUCGCGGCGAAAUCUUGCGCCGGGCAACGCGAAAUUCGCGGGGGUCCGAAAACCUCCUUACGGGGCGGCGACUCUCAUCUCAAGAGUCCGCAAACCCAGCCUGUUUUGCACGGGGGGCAAGGAACCUGGCUGCCCCCCUCCCCACCCCAGAUAAGGAUGGGCUCCAUCUUUGACCGUGGGGCCAGGGCGGCAGUCGCCGCCGCCCCCCCCCAACAUCGCCUCUCUCCUAAACAGAGACGUUCCUACAUAUCUUGCAAACGGAGCCAUUCCUCUCGCACACUACGAAAUGCUUUUGGGGGAUGUGGGGAGACCCCAGAUUCAGACCCCAAAGACCCCUUAUGGUGGGUCGUCCGUCCGUCUCCUCCGCCUGCCCGCUUCCUGGCGUUUCAAGCCCAGCCACGGUUUCCUCAAAUCAGCCUUUCUCAACAUCCCCAGAUGUUGUUGUACUACAACUCCCAUCACCCCUAGCUAGCAAGGCCAGAGCUCAGGGACGAUGGGAGUUGUAGUCCAACAACAUCUGGGGACCCACAGGUGGAGAACCGCUCAGACGUCACUUGCGAUACCCUAAAGCAGGCAUCCCCAACCAGAUGUUUUGGACCACAUGAGAACCGCUGCCUUAAAUCAACACCUGCAAUUAUUACGAUUAUUUUGCAGCUCCACCCCACCCCCCCAAAAAUGCCAAAGGCUGGCCCCCCUGGCAGGAACAGUACUAGGGCGCUUUCUCCUGAAUUCCCGCACCCCCUUUCUCCUAUGGGGUGUUUUUUUGGGGGGGGUCGAAAGAGCGUCCAGGUGUUUACAAGACGCCUGCGGAAUUGAUGGGGCGGUCGCCCCACCUCGCCGAGUUGGCAGUGAGGUGCGUGGAUCGUGGCUCCUUCGCCCCCCCACCCAUAUCUCUCGGGGAGGGGGGAUCGCUUGCAAAUAGGGGUGCUGAGCGACCUCUGAGCUGUAAGCGGCGGGUUCCAAUUCUGCUUGGUUGCAGAAUUAUGUUUAAAAAAAACCACAUCGCUUUCCCAUCUUGUUGCCAAGUUUCUGGACUCUCCUGUUUCAUUUUGGGGGAGAGGUCUCCCCCCAUUUAUACGAAACAAACUUACCUAACUCCUUGGAAGGAGAGACUUGGAUUUUGGGGGGGGGGUCCACAACACCGGGGGUGUUGUGGUUGUGUGUGUGGGUUUUUUUACGUACCAAGCCAAGGCGGUAAAUGUUCGCCAAAUACUUUCCUAGAAAUCUAAGAGGGAGACCCACAAAACUGGCCUGUUUUUUCCUCUUUUCUCUUGACCCCAGGGAACCCUGGCAAUUGUAGUCUUUUCGACGCCGUGCCCCCCACGUUCAAGAUCUCUGUCUCUCUCCCAAAACGGAAAAAACCCUUGCUUUUUUCUAGCAUUGCAGAUCCACCUUCAGAGCCACGUGCGAUCUGUUUUUCUUAAAUCUCAAAAACUGGAUCACCACGCAGAGUGUACAGUCUCCCCUCGUUGUCUUAAUAUAACCUACUGAUAACUCUGUUGUUGUUUAAUAAACAGGAAAAUACGUUUGUAACACCGUGUUUACACAAGGGAACUAACUGAUGCCUUUUUUGGAGGGGCGGGUAAGCGAGCGUGGGGUCUCAACUCUGCCAGCUCUCUAUCCGCCACGUUGAUUUUUUAUUUUGCAUUGCGGAAUGAUCUCGUUCGGCGAUUUUUUUGGUGACUUUAAAAAUAAAAACGGAAUUAAAAGUUUGCCUACUGGAAA
Podarcis muralis (Common wall lizard) is the source of this 5093-nucleotide messenger RNA. The record is from RefSeq and is a predicted model, not a curated record. Lineage: Eukaryota; Metazoa; Chordata; Lepidosauria; Squamata; Lacertidae.